GGUGCAGUGAAUGUGACAUGAAGAUAAACAGACGAACACCAUGCAGACGGCUGAGGUUAUCAACGUUACGGAUUAUUUAGCUAACGAUACAUUUAUUUAAAGGACAGCUUCCUUUGUACGCUGUAUAUUUUCCGUCUGUAGGACUCAACGGGUAUUUAGUCUCUUACGUUGACAAACACACACUAUCAGGAUGGUGUCAUACAAGCGGCUGAACCCUGAAGAUGUUCAGUUUUCCAGUGCAGUUCUGUCAGAAGAGCCUCGUCCCGUCCACGAAGAAGUUCCAGUACCGGAGCCAGAGGAAGCCUCUUUGCUUCCCCGGAGGCCAUCAUGCUCCAUAACCACUGGCCUCCUGGUGAUAGGCGGCCUGCUGCUGCUCCUCUUCGGAGGCUGGCUGCUGGGCACCAUGUUCUGGCUGCAGCGUCCGUCCAACCUACAGCCACACAGACCGCCACCGCCGGGCCCUGUAUGGACACCAGACUCUCAAGUAGAAACGGGAGUAAACGACACUGCAGCUGCUUCCCGCCGUGAGGCCUGCAGUUUAAUCCCCGAGGCCUGGAGGUUCGACUGCUACCCUGAAAGAGGAGUGGUCGUGACCAGAGAGUUGUGUGAAGCGAGGAACUGUUGCUUUAUCCCCGCAUCCUCUCCCUCCUCCUCUGCCGCCCGCCCAUCAGGGAGAAAUGGCAUCCCUUGGUGUUUCUAUCCUCAGGAUUUCCCUUCCUACUCGCUUGUGUCAAUUAAUGACACAUCGCUGGGACAGAAAGGGACGCUCGUGAGGGAGGUGAAGACCUACUACCCAGCAGAUAUCCUCACUCUGGAGGUGGAGAUACGUCAUGAGACGGACACACGGCUGCGUGUCAGGAUUACCGACCCUGCUAAUUCAAGGUUCGAGGUUCCGAUCUCAGUUCCUACUGCCACCACGAAGGCAGAGAGUCCAGACUACACUGUCGAGCUUUCAAAGCAGCCAUUUGGUCUCAUUGUGAAGAGGAGCUCCACAGGAGCAGUGCUUCUGAACACCACAGUGGCUCCUCUCUUCUAUGCGGAUCAGUUCCUCCAGUUAUCCACCUCCCUGCAGAGUCAGUUCAUAUACGGGCUGGGCGAGCACCGCUCCACCUUCCUGCAUGACGUCCACUGGAACACGCUCACUAUGUGGGCCAGAGAUGUGCCUCCCACGGAGGAGACAAACCUAUAUGGAGUUCAUCCGUUUUACCUGGCCAUGGAGGACGGAGGGAACGCACACGGCUUCUUCCUGCUGAACAGCAAUGCAAUGGAUGUGGUCCUCCAGCCCGCCCCCGCCCUCACCUGGAGAACUAUUGGUGGAAUCCUUGACUUUUACGUUUUCCUUGGUCCUAAUCCUGCUUCAGUGAUUGGACAGUACAUGGAAGUCGUAGGUUACCCAGCGAUGCCCAUCUACUGGGCUUUAGGCUACCACCUCUGUCGCUGGGGCUAUGACUCGAGCAAUUCUACCUGGGAGGUUGUCAAGAGCCUGAGGAAUUAUGGGAUACCCCAGGACGUCCAGUGGAACGAUAUCGACUACAUGGACCAGUUUCUGGACUUCACAUAUGACUCGACAAAGUUCGCCACGCUGCCCGACCUGGUGAAGGACCUGCACGCUCAUGACCAGCGCUACGUCAUGAUCCUGGAUCCAGGUAUCAGCAGCUCGCAGCCCGAGGGCUCGUACUGGCCCUACGAUGAAGGGCUGAGGAGGGAUGUUUUUAUUAAAGAUGCUGAAGGAAAAACCCUCAUUGGGAAGGUGUGGCCCGGUCUGACGGCGUAUCCUGACUUCUCUGAUGAUGCGACUCAUGAGUGGUGGUACGACAACCUUCAGAGGUUCCAUGAGAAGGUGCCAUUUGAUGGACUGUGGAUUGACAUGAAUGAGCCGUCAAACUUCCUGGAUGGGUCUACCAAUGGCUGUCCUUCAAACAGUCUGGAAAAUCCUCCUUACACACCCGGUAUACUAGGAGGUUUGCUGAGAGCUAAAACUGUGUGUGCCACUGCACAGCAAAAGCAGUCCAUUCACUAUAACAUGCACAGCCUCUACGGACUCAUGGAGGCUAAGGCGUCUGCAAGCGCUCUGAAGCGGAUUGUGGCAAAGAGACCUUUUGUCAUCUCUCGAUCCACCUUCCCCAGUCAGGGGAUGUACUCCGGUCACUGGCUAGGAGACAACAGGAGCCAGUGGAAGGACAUGUACGCUUCUAUAGCAGGCAUGUUGACCUUUAACCUCCUGGGCAUCCCGUUGGUGGGAGCAGAUAUCUGCGGCUUCAGCGAGGAGCCGCAGGAGGAACUGUGUGUCCGCUGGACGCAGCUCGGAGCGUUCUAUCCCUUCACACGCAACCACAACACCAUCGACAUGAAGCCUCAAGACCCGACAGCGUUCAGCCCUCUGGCUCGUACAGCCAUGAAGCAGGCUCUGCUGCUGCGUUACUCUCUCUUCCCCGUCCUCUACACUCUCUUCCAUCACGCACACGUGAACGGGCAAACUGUCGCACGGCCGAUAAUGUUUGAGUUCCCGAAAGAUGUAAGAACAUACGGGAUUGACAAACAAUUCCUGUGGGGGAAGAGUUUAUUGGUGACCCCGGUGUUGGAUCCUGGAGUCGACUAUGUGGAUGGUUACUUCCCCGAGGGUCUGUGGUACGACUACUACACGGGCGACGCUCUGCGCAGUGAGGGUGAAGACCUUCAACUCGAUGCACCUCUAGAUAAGAUCAACCUGCAUCUGCGUGAAGGCUCCAUUAUACCAACACAGGCGGCCAACCUGACGCUGUGGGUGAGCAGCGGUCAGCCUCUCCAUCUGGUCUCAGCUCUCUCUGACGACGGCUUGGCCAGCGGAGAUCUGUUCUGGGACGACGGAGAGACGAUUGACACCUACGAAAACAACCUUUAUUCCUACAUCAUCUUCAAUGUCUCUCAGAAUGUAAUGACAUCACAGGUACUUCACAGUAACGUGGAGGCCACCUACAUCACCGUGGAGACGGCCUCUUUCUACGGCGUCAAGCAGAAGCCGAUGCAAGUGCUGGUGAACUCCCAAGAUGCAACGUUCAGCUACAGAGCCAACCAGCAGGUGUUGACAGUUGCAGAUCUCGGUCUCAACCUCAGUCAGAACUUCACCAUCAGCUGGAUGUAGAGAGUCAGUGCAAAGAUUUUUUUUUAAAUUGUUGGUUUUAUUUUCUGUUCAAGUGGAAAGCUGGCACGCGGGGCAGUCUUUUAGUUUUAGGAUAGUGAUGUUUUGGCUCCAUGCUCUAGAGUUCUGGAGGUUAAAGGGAACAGAAACUGUGGUAAAAGCGCUAAUUCUCACAUUUUUUUUACUGGGUGAACAGUGAAGAACUCUAUAAAAUAGGGCCUUUAGUUCCAAACUAUCCAUCCGAUGUGGUUGCAUUCACCCUCAAAUUAAAGCUGAGAGUCAGCACUUUAACCUUAUAGUGAUUAUUUAAUUUUAUAUUUAAUGUGCUGGAGUACAGAAACAAAAAAAGCUCUCUGUACGUCAGAAAACAGAUAAACAGGUACUUUCGAGUGAGUGAGGUCAGGUUUGUGCCACACAAACUUAAAAAAAAUCACAUUUAUAGUGUGAUGUUGAAUAAAGAAUGGAGACAAGCUCACUGACCUCCUGUAGUCUGGACACUGCUUUAAAUAUCUGUGUGGAAAAUAUAAUUUAUUUGGUUGAUAACUUAAGUGUCAUUUCAUUCAAACAAACAGCUUGGUAGUUUCAUCUUUUAGAUCAGUUCAUAGAUCAAAUCUGCGUUUUUUUUUUUAUUCUAAUCAGCAGAAAGAUUAAGUGCAAUAAGUGAGAGAGAGGAGGGUCUACCUUUCUAGUGUGAAAAUAGUUUAUGAUGUAAAAUGUUUAACGUGCUUGAAUGCUGUUUACAGCUUAUUUUUGCACUAAUCAGUCCUGCAGUGUUGUAAAGGUAGAUACAGGUGCCUUAUGAUUCCUGUCUGUGAGCGUCUCUGGGUUUCUUCCAGAUGAUCCUUUUUGUUCAGCUUUAUCCCGUGAGCCUGUUUUUCAGCGCUGAUGAUCAUAGUACUGCUAUGCACGAUGAUUUUACUUUAAUGCAUCACUACAGUAUACUAGACCAGCCGUACGUGUUCUGUGAUCAUUUUACUGUGAAUUUUUUCUGACGCCUCUGAAGGCAGAAUGCAACUAAAACAUAAAGCUAAAGAUACAUUUCUGGAGCUUCAUCAACAAAGUUAACUGUGCUUAAAAUUUGACCUUGAUGCUGUGAAAAAUCUCAUUUAGUCUUUCUCAAGCUGUGAGAAAGCUCGCACCUUUUCAAAUCAAUCAUCAGUGCAUGUGUGCUGUAGAGCAAACGACGCAGAGCUCCCAAAUAUUUGUAAGCAUGUAAAGACUCCGAUACAGAGUAUAUUUUACUGUCAUUUGUGUUGAUGUAAUGAAAUUGUGACUAAAAAUUUGCAGUAUUUUACCAUGAA
Molecule: messenger RNA, 4419 nt
Organism: Centropristis striata (black sea bass)
Lineage: Eukaryota; Metazoa; Chordata; Actinopteri; Perciformes; Serranidae
Gene: gaa2
Product: alpha glucosidase 2
Exons: 21
Coding region: 191-3121 (976 amino acids)
Biological process (GO): carbohydrate metabolic process
Molecular function (GO): alpha-1,4-glucosidase activity; carbohydrate binding
Source: RefSeq, a predicted model, not a curated record